This is a messenger RNA of Closterium sp. NIES-65, 3972 nucleotides long. Lineage: Eukaryota; Viridiplantae; Streptophyta; Zygnematophyceae; Desmidiales; Closteriaceae. The record is from the annotation of a GenBank genome assembly.
AUGGAGGAUCCACCGCUACCUGCAGACAAAGGCAAAGAGAAAGUGGUUGAGGAGGAUGCUGCUGUGACCAUCCAUACGGAAGGGAGCAGCUCUGGUCUGUCCCUGGAGGAGAAACUUGCUGCGCUUACCUCUGCUCAUGCUGACGCUGAUGACUUCACGGAUGAUGACUCCGACGACGAGCUUGAGUUUGAUGUCACGAAAGACCUCGUCGCCAAGCAGCGCUUCACGGCCAUCCUGCUGAUCCCGUUCAUCCUGCAGCAGGAAAUGGCGAAUGUUAUUCUGACCGACCUGUUCCCGGCUUAUGUUGCAAAGACGAAGUACAGCCGGCUUCAGUUAUCAUUCCUGAAGGAAGAAGAUGCAGUUAAUGUGCGUCAGGCGACAUUGGAAUACCAGCGUGCGAACAGCAGUGUCACUCACAAGCUCCACUGGCUGCAUGCUGAGAAUGCGGCCUUCAUUCGAUUUAAGGCGUCCAACGCGCGUGCGCUCGAAGUUCUCUUUAAAGGUGUUCCUGCGAAUAUCACUCCGGAAGGGUUGGAAGAGAUGCUGACAAAACACAAGCUGAAGAUUCGACAGGUCACACCGUUCCUUGAAGGACACUGCUUUCACCGUGUGCUUCAUCCGGUUUCUGGAGCUGACACGGACGUGAUCAAGGGCUUGGUUAUUCCACAUACGGAGGAGAAGAAGCGUCGCCAUAUUCACCAGAUCAGUCAUCCUCUGGAGCACGGCAAGAAGCUCCUGGAGCCAGUCUCUGACCACGGCUUCGCCAUUCGCAUCGCCUUCAAGAUCAAAUCGCAGCUGCGCACGGGCCCGGGGCUAUGGCGCAUGCACCCAUCCAUGCUGCACAGACCAGGUGUCCGUAAGCUUACGGAAGAGGUGGAGGGGCAGGUUGCACAAAAAGGCGGUGAUUUUGAGGUUCUGAUAUCUCGCCUGAAUAUCAGCCUUCGUCGUUACUCCAAGGAGGAGAGCAAAAGGAUAAGGGCGACGACCAAUCACCUUUCAUCAAUGGUCGCAGGGUUGGCGCAAGAAUUCAUGUGCAACCCAAAAGAUCAACUGCUAAAAGAGAGAUUAAGGAAGGCGGAGCGGCAGUUAAAAGAGUAUCACGCAUGUCGGCGAGAGAGGAAUCACCUUAUGGCGGGAAUGGCCAAGGAGCUAGUCGGUGAAAUCCCGUCUCCUCACCUCUCAGCGAGGAUUAAGAUGCGGAGGGUUAAGACACAGAUAACGGAGCUGGCGGUUCCCGGGGGGGUGGUAACUGAGCCAAAAGAGAUUUUGAAGGCGGCAUCUGAAUACUACAGCGGUCUCUUCGGGGAGGAUAAGAGGACGGCACUCUCAAACUGGGUUCCAGCAGCGGGGAAAAGGCUUUGGUUCUCGGAGGCGGAGUGUUUGCAGGAGGACUGGACAGAAGCAGAGGUGAAGCGUGCUCUCAAGGAGAUGGCUGACAAUAAAUCUCCGGGGAAGGAUGGGCUACCGAAGGAACUUUUUGAGCAACAUUGGGACGUACUGGGGAAACACCUCAUGGAGCUGGUACAGAGCUUCACCUCCUCAUCGUCGCUCCCGACUAGCGUUAAGGACGCUGUAACCAUUCUUCUGCAUAAAAAGGGAGCAAAAGAGCAGUUAGAGAACUACCGACCGAUAACCUUGCUGAACUUCAGUUACAAAGUACUGGCAAGGGUGCUGGCGAGCAGAAUUAAAAAGGUGCUUCACAAAGUCAUCUCGGAGGAGCAGUUUGGCUUCAUACCGGGGAGAAGGGUGUCGGAUGCGGUGGGGCUUGUAGCGGAUGUCAUCGACGCGGCAAAGAAUGGCAUGGAGGACUGGUAUAUGCUGCUGGUCGACUUCAGGAAAGCCUUUGACUCAGUUUCCCGGGACUUCACCUUUGAGGUCCUUAAGAAGAUGGGCUUUCCGGAGCGUUUUGUCGGGUGGGUGAAAGGACUGCACGACAACACGCGCACAAGUCUAUUAGUUAACGGAUGGAUGGGGGAAGCAGUGGAUGUGGUAUCAGGAGUUCGGCAGGGGUGUCCCAUCGCCCCUUACUUGUUUCUCUGUGCGGUGGAACCUCUGGUGCAGCUGGUGGAAAAGAAGAAGUUGGGAAUUACCAUCAGGGGUUGUACUGAGCAACGGCUGGCUUACGUCGGUUAUGCCGAUGAUACUACUCUCCUACUUCAGGGAAAACAGCAAAUCGUCAAAGCGGAGGAAGUACUGGAGGAGUUCAAGAACAUCUCUGGGUUGGCGACGAAUAAAGAUAAAUCGGUGGUGCUUCCGCUAGGAGUUAACCUUGGCAAAAAGACAUGGCGCACAGAUGGCUUCAGAUGGGCAGGUGCGGAUGAGGCUGAAAAGCUUCUUGGUAUCUGGGUCACGCCCAGCGGAAGCUGCCAGCCGACCUGGGACAAGGCCCUGGAGAGGAUUGUGGGGAAGAUGUCCCUGUGGCAGCCGCAGUAUUUGCCGAUUAAAGCAAGGAGAGCUGUGAUGGAUGGUUACAUCAUGCCGAUAGCCUGGUCGCAGGCCCAGGUGUACCCGCCGCCUGCUCGGACCUGGGGGGUUAUAACGAAGCUGUCGCACACUUUCAUGUCAGCCAACAAGGUUACAACGGAGAAAUGUUUCUUCCUAUGGAGUAAGGAGCUGCUGUACACGCCGGUGUUGGAAGGAGGUGUGGGGGCAAAAGACCCAGAAGCUAUGCUUACCUGCUUCACAGCCAGGAGGAUUGGGUUGAUACUCAAUGAGUCCAGUCAGCUAAAACGGAAUUUGCUACGGCAGGCAGCAGACUUACCACUGGGGCUCGAUACCUUUAUGUCGCACGAGAAGCUUCUGAAAGUUUGGGAGGGGAAGAGCCAGCGGUGGAAGUUGGCAUGUGAAAACUUCAUGCGUUCUCCUCUGGCGGUGACAGGGGCGGAGCGAAGCAAAGAGGAGGUGGGGCUGGAGAGAAUUGUGUUUAACAGACACAUUCUUCGGAAAGGCUCCACGCCAUUUGGGGGACAAAAGGCGGCGAAACGGCUGCGAGAAGUAAGGCUGGGGGAUCUGAUCCGGAAAGAUGAGGAGGGGAGGGGCACGCUAAAGGACCUGGUCACUCUGGAGAGGGAGCUGCUGGGGAUGGAGGCUGCGAAGCUGGCACUGGAGGCCUUUGCUGCAGCACCAGAAGCUUGGAGGGGAUUGCUUCUCUCAGCUGAGUUACCGCAGAUGGGCUUUGCAGAGGUGUAUGUGGCAGGGAGAGAGGGGUCAAAGCAGUUGCGCAACAAACUCCUGGUGAAGGGGGAGGUUGCGCCGAUGAAGUCACUCAGGUCCUGUUGGGGGCAUGGCAGCAGCGGGCAGUCCAGGCGGAAAAAGUGGGAGGACAGAUGGAGCGGUCGUAUAGACUGGAAGCGGGCAGUUAAAACCCGGGAAUCGCUAGUCACCCCCAGCAGGCCAAGGGAUGUUUUGCUAAGAAUCCACAGUCUGAAUCUGCAAGUCGGGGAGAGACUCCCCUUUCUCAGAAGUGGGCCGGUGUGUCCUUUCUGUGGGGUCUUUGAAACAUUGGAGCACUGUUUUUCUGAGUGCCCAAAGAUCCGGGUGGUGGUUGCAGCAGUGAAGAAGGCCCUGCGCAUGAUUAAUCCUGGCAGGCGGGCGGAAUCGCUGGGGGACUGGCUGUUCGGAAAGGCAAACUCCACGUCAGCAUUCCCCGAGGCGACUCUGAUCUCUAUCGCUUUGCAUCAACUAUGGGUGGAGAGGUGUGAAGGGGCCUUUCGCGGGUGUAAAUUUCGCACGAGGCGGGUACUGCGGAGGAUUGAAACUGCUCUGCGCAUGCAUGUCAACAUUUACGUGCGUGCCUCAGCGGGAAAGCUGCAACAGAAGGGGAAGGUGCAGCAAGCCAGAUGGCACGUGAUGACGAAUCAGGAACAGUGUCUUCUGAACCGCAUCAGGGUGGUGGAGGGCAAGGGCUGGCGGUGGUCGGCCAAAUUCGCAGCAAUUUGGGGCAAGCCACACAGGCCCCGGAUCCACAUGUAA